AUGSAAUCACAGAUUGGCUGCGAGGGACCUCUGGAGAGCGUCGAGUCCAACCCCCCUGCGCCAUUCGAGGAGGACGCGGAGGACGCGGCGGGCGGCCUGGACGGCGGGCAGGGCCGCAGGAAGCGGCUCUUCUCCAAGGAGCUGCGCUGCAUGAUGUACGGCUUCGGGGACGACCAGAACCCCUACACCGAGUCCGUGGACAUCCUGGAGGACCUCGUGAUCGAGUUCAUCACCGAGAUGACGCACAAGGCCAUGUCCAUCGGGCGGCAGGGCCGCGUGCAGGUCGAGGACAUCGUCUUCCUCAUCCGCAAGGACCCCCGCAAGUUUGCCAGAGUUAAGGACCUGCUCACCAUGAACGAGGAACUGAAACGAGCCAGGAAGGCCUUUGAUGAAGCCAACUACGGGUCCUGAUGCCCUGCGCGUGCUGGGCAGCUCCUUGGAACUCGGGAAUUCCAAAGCAGGGAAUUCCUGCUUUGUUGGAGGGUUUGUGCAUUGUUGGAGGGUUUUUCAGGAUGCAGGUCAGUGCUGGGGUGUCUGCCUCGGCUCUGAGCCUUCACUCAGCAGUGUUCAAGCCUAUGAGCGUGACCUGAUGGUAUGUGGUGUUUUGGGAUAUUUUAUACCCUUUUUUGAAAUUUAAGAAAUAUAAAAGUGAGCUGUAAAGGUUCUUCUAAUGGUGAGAAGUCUGCCUGAGGUAGGACUAUAUUGUCAGGUAUCCRGAGGAGCUGACUCUUUACAACUACAUAAGUCACUAUUAGAUCCUUCUGUGACAGGAGACCUAGAAAAGGGAUCGUGGAUAACUGGACAACCUGUGCCUUCAAGCACAGGCCAUUUGAACUUCUGCUUUCCUUCCUGUUCCUGCUCCCUMUGUGAAUAAAACAUCUUGUCCUCGUG
This is a messenger RNA of Nothoprocta perdicaria, 891 nucleotides long. RefSeq names its product TATA-box binding protein associated factor 13 (gene TAF13). The transcript is spliced from 4 exons. Gene Ontology annotation, biological process: transcription by RNA polymerase II. Gene Ontology annotation, cellular component: transcription factor TFIID complex. The coding region runs from base 1 to 411 and encodes 136 amino acids. NCBI's taxonomy places the organism in Eukaryota, Metazoa, Chordata, Aves, Tinamiformes, Tinamidae. The record is from RefSeq and is a predicted model, not a curated record. Gene Ontology annotation, molecular function: protein heterodimerization activity.